AUGAAGAUUGACGUGGUCGCCGUCACGACCGCGUGCGUCGCCACUUGCUUCAUCCUCGUGCUGUUCUACGUCACCAUAGCGGGAAUAUUGCAAAACUCCUCGAAAGGCCACACACUGUGCGCAACGGAAGACUGUGUCCGUCACGCAACGCUCCUCACCCGAUACAUCGACUGGAAGCUCGACCCGUGCGACGACUUCGAGGCCUUCGUGUGCUCCGGGUGGCGAAGGUCGCAGGAGUACCGCGACAUGUUCCGCUCGACGUUUGACGCCCUCAGGUACGCCUGGUACGGCCGCUUCGAAGACUUGCUGCGCCGAGGCGCGCAGCAACUGUCCGCCGCCAGGAAGCCGCUGGCCAUGUACCGGAUGUGCCAGUGGUACUAUCCUUCGAACGCGUCGCAAAUGGCCUCCUUCCGUCGUUUCAUCGAGGAGCACGGCCUGUGUUGGCCAGAGCCACCGGCCAAUAAGCUGCUCGCCCCUCUCUACCUCGUCGCCGUCCUCUCUUACCUGUGGGAGUCGCCGUUCUGGAUCACUGUCAGCGUGCUGCGUCAUCCUCGUUCAGCCGCCAGCCGCCGACGCGUCCUCAUCGGUCCCGGCGCCUACGUGAGGAUCAUGAGAUACCAUCACCAAGUCGUCGAGCAGUACUACCUCCGUUACUGGGAACAGUUCCUGGCCCUCUUCUACCCGGACGCAUCGACGCGACCGCUGCUGAACGAGACGGUCGUCGACGAGAUCUGCGCCAUGGAAAGGGACGUCCUCGACAGCCUGCACGCCGUGACCGCGUCUCCGCGAAAGAAGCCCGCGCUCGUCCCGUUCGGCGACAUCGGCGUCCACGUGCCGAACGCAUCGGCCGAGCACUGGUUGAAGGCGUUCCAGGAAGCCCUGUCUCUCGAGCCGAAGCUGGGCGUCGACGACGAGAUCGCGGUCACCGACCUCUCGCUCCUGCGCACGGUCGCCAGACUGCUCACCAGUUACACGUGGCUGCAGCUCAACAGGCACCUCACGUGGCUCAUCGUGCAGUACUGCGCUCCCGCGGCGGACUUCUCCCUCCUGGUCGGCUAUUACGGAACCAAGUCGACGGCCGAAGCGUACCUGCCCGUGUCCUGCGCGCACGCGGUCGAAGCCGCGUACAAAGUCCUCGUGCUCGCGCUCGGCGCUUCCACCCUGUUCACGAGGCGGGACAGAGUGGUCAUCGAGGCCGGCUUCGACAGCCUCGUCUCCGCGGCCGUGCGCAAGGUGAACGACUCCGGCUGGAUGGACGAUUACAGCAAGUCGAGGGCCAUCGACAAGCUCGAGUCCGCGAGAGAGGAAAUGUGGCCGUCCGUGAGGCUUCUCGACGGCGAUACGCUAGAGGCAAUCUACGCCGCCUUUCCGGAGGACGAACCAUCUCUCGCCGACUAUUGGGUCAAGUCGCGCAAGGCGCUAAAGAACAUGAACAGGACGCCCGAGUACGCGGAAGCACUGCUGCUUCCAGGUAACAACUUCCCCGACUAUCUCAGCUACGACUACGUGAGCAAUGUCGUGAAGCUGGCGAUCGCCGUGGCCGCACCUCCGGUCUACUACCGCAACGGGACCAACGCAAUGAUGUACGGCAGCCUGCUAUUCCUCGUGGCUAAGCAACUCGCCAAGGCCAUCGACGACGAAGGGAUCAAGUGGGCGUCCAACUCGGCCGUGGAGGAAGGGACCUUUCUUUCCAACUCUACCCUGGAAAGGUUUCGUACCACGGCCGAGUGCCGACGUGGUGACGAGAACGAGACCGUGUUUCCCGACGUACCGGCCCUGGAGAUCGCCUACGCCGCCCUUGGCGAGUCACACCUUCGAGGUGAGGAGAGCGUGCCACUGGCCCUAGGCGAGAACCUGCCGGAGGAUAAGGUGUUCUUCAUGACGCUCUGCUACUUGUCGUGUGCCAUGCCCGACGACCGGAGCCCCAUCCCGGCCGAUUGCAACAAGGUCGUGAUGAACUCGCCGGCUUUCGCCAAGGCCUUCAAGUGUCGGGAAGGCAGCAAGAUGAACCCGGAAAAGAAAUGCUCGUUCUUCGCGUGA
Molecule: messenger RNA, 2040 nt
Organism: Dermacentor silvarum
Lineage: Eukaryota; Metazoa; Arthropoda; Arachnida; Ixodida; Ixodidae
Product: neprilysin
Exons: 1
Coding region: 1-2040 (679 amino acids)
Biological process (GO): protein processing
Cellular component (GO): plasma membrane
Molecular function (GO): metalloendopeptidase activity
Source: RefSeq, a predicted model, not a curated record